Molecule: messenger RNA, 1719 nt
Organism: Daphnia pulicaria
Lineage: Eukaryota; Metazoa; Arthropoda; Branchiopoda; Diplostraca; Daphniidae
Gene: Nadk2
Product: NAD kinase 2, mitochondrial-like
Exons: 6
Coding region: 184-1464 (426 amino acids)
Biological process (GO): NAD+ metabolic process
Cellular component (GO): mitochondrion
Molecular function (GO): NAD+ kinase activity
Source: RefSeq, a predicted model, not a curated record
GCGAUUUCGGUGUUUCUGCGUACGAUGGUUCCCAAUCCAAUGUUUUGAAAUCACGUAACAGAUUAUUGGUGAACAGAUAAUAUGGCAGAGAUAAUGUUAUAGAACUAUAACGUGACUGAUUGACACGUAAUUUUUCUUUCUCUUACUGACCAUUUUUCUGGUGACCCAUACGGUUGUGCUGCUAUGUUUCUGAGAAAAAUCGCAUCUCAAGGUUCGCCGACAAGGAGCUUAUCCUUCAUAGGAAAUUUACAGCUGUAUAGAAAACUAUCAAGAAACUCAGUAGGAAGUUGGAGCCCAUCAGAGGCAUCCACAUUUUCUCCAAAAAAAGCCUUGGUAUUGACAAAACUAUCUCGCUAUGAAUUUGAGAAGCUCAGGCACAAGAAUCUUGAUGAAAAUCAAUUGGAGGACGCUUUACGAAAGCGAGGAUCUGAUUACAAUAUGUUACUCUACCAUCAUACUCUCCAUAAAAACUGUGAAGCCAUGGUGAAGAGUAUCUUGGAGGAAAAGAACAUUGAAACAAAAGUUGUGACUCGCUUUGAUUACAAUGAAAGUAACAUUAACUGGGCUGAUGUUAUCUUUACUGCUGGAGGAGAUGGUACAUUUUUACUUGGUGCAAGUAAAAUCCACGAUCCUACGAAGACGAUAAUUGGUUUUAAUAGCGAUCCUACAAGAUCCGAAGGCUACCUCUGCCUCCCGAAGAAAUACUCGAAUAACAUCAAGAAUGCCAUUGACAAGCUACUUCAGGGAAAGUUCCGUUGGCUUUUUCGCAAGCGUAUCCGCGUGACACUCAUUGGCGAUAAAAUUUAUGAUGUACCUGUUGAGCUGCAUGAUCAGCAGCUUAAUCAAUUAGAAAACCGAUUUUUAGAGAUUUCCGAGGACCGUGACGAGGUCCCUAAGUCAGAAGAAAGCAUAAAGAACAAACGAAUUUUGCCUGUGAAAGCUCUCAACGAAGUGUUUAUAGGCGAAGCUCUCUCCGCUCGAGUGUCUUACUAUGAGCUUGCAGUGGAUGGAAGUGAGCGUACUAAAGUCAAAAGUUCAGGACUGUGUGUAUCGACUGGAACAGGAUCAACCUCCUGGACUUUUAAUAUCAACAAGCUUCCCCAUCAAAGUGUCAGUGAUUUAAUGCAACUGAUUCAAGAAGAAACGCGCUUACCAAUUGACUAUAAGGAUCAACGGCUCAUUGAUAGGAUUACUGCAAAAUUUAACAAUAACCUCAUUUUUGGACCUGAGAUAGCUUUAAUGGGCUACACAAUUCGAGACUCAUUAUUGGAUGGGACAUUACCAGUACCGGGGGAGCGGAAACCUCGAGGAUUCGCUAAGCAACUCAACAUUCGCUCCCGCUGUUUUGACGCUUCCCUAGUCAUCGAUGGUGGACUGUCGUAUUCUUUUAAUGACGGAACAGUCGCUAUUCUUGAUAUUGUAGAUGAGGAUGCGUUGAGAACCGUCGUUUUAAAUGAACCUUAAAAACUCUAGUUCAAGUGACUUGUGUUCUAGCAAUUCCCUAUGUUCCACAUGUGUAAAGAUAAGCUAAUUUGUGUCAAUGCCAUCCAAUAGAUUUGUUUCAUAUAUUUAAACCAAUUAAUAAGGAGUAAACAAUUUUAUUUUUCAUGUGUUUCUUUGAACCAUUACACAUAAUGUACCAAACUUUUGGAAUUCUUCAGAUUAGUCAGUGACCGUACUAGGAUCCAACAAUGAUGUUGUUGAUGGGGAUGUGGAUGA